CAACUCCCGCGCGCGGCGCGCCCGGGCGCCUGCCUGAAUGCUGUGGACGGCGUCGACGCUGGCCCGCCAUGCCUGCCUCCGUCUCCAUGUCCAAGCUUCUCUCGCCGCCAUACUACACCUCAUACACGUCUCUUCGCCGCCUCCCUCGCCACGCCGUACCAGCACGCUUCGCUCGGGACCCCGGCGGCCCCCGAUUCGCGCAGCCGCGGAGUUUGAGGCCGAGUAGCCGCUUCGCCGGAAGCUGUCACACCGGCGCGAGCUCCGAAAUUAGCCUCGCCGUGGACGGCGGCGAGGGUACCUCCGCCGGAGGAUACGAAGAUGGAGGCCUUCCGUUCGUGAAUCUGUCCUCGAGUAUCUUCCAGACCGAGCUCGGCUUACUCAAGGACGACGCGCUGCCGGCUCCGCAGAAAGGAAGCAGAGGAGAGGAUCACUUGGAAUCAACCCCUGCAUACCCAGCCGCCAUGAACGCUCUGUACGCGGCCUUUUUCGCCGGGAACGCGACCGAGCACCUAUGGAACUUCACCUGGCCCGCCGCAGUCGCCACCCUCCAUCAGAGCCUCCUUCCCGUCGCGGUCCUCGGAUUCUUCACGAAGCUCGUCGUGUUCAUCGCAGGUCCACUGCUAGGGGAGCUCGUGAGCUCGCUGCCUCGGAUCCCUGUGUAUCGCUCUCUGACUGUAAUUCAGACUGCGGCGCACUUGGUGUCGGCGUCCAUGAUCGCGCACGCCUUCACCAUGCCAAGGGCAUCCACCACGAUGAAGCUGCUCUUGCGGCCGUGGUUCGCCAUGCUGGUGGUGUCCACGGCCGUCGACAGGCUCUCAUGCGUGUCGCUCGGCAUCAUCGCGGAGCGUGACUUCGUCGUGCAGCUAGCAGGGACAGGCAGACCGAUAGCUCUCGCGCGGGCUAAUGCUACUCUCAGCAGGGUCGAUUUGAUCUGCGAGACAGCAGGCGCGUCAAUCUUUGCAUUCCUUCUCGCCAAGAACGACCCGCUGACCUGCAUCAAGCUCUCCUGCCUCAUAUCGCUCUCUGCUCUGCCUGUUCAUAUUUUCAUGGCAGGCACGAUGAACCGACUCGCCGACGGAGUCUUCGAUCACUCUGAACAAAGAAGCUCACAUGCCGCUUCUAGUUUCCACAUCUGGAGGAUAGUGGAAGAGGCUUGGGCUACCAUCAGACAAGGGUGGACCGAGUACAUCAGCCAGCCGGUCCUCCCGGCGAGCCUCGCCUACGUGCUCAUCUGCUUCAACGUCGCCCUCGUCCCCGGCGCUCUCAUGACCACGUUCUUGAUCCAUCACGGGACGACCCCGUUGGUCCUCGGCGCGUUCGGCGUCUCGUCGGCGCUGAUGGGGAUUCUAGCGACGUUCAUGACACCGAGCCUCGUCAAGGAGCUCGGUCUCCUCAAGGCCGGAGCGGCUGGGAUUAUCGCCCAGAGCGUGCUCCUCAGCGCCGCGGUCCUGGUCUACCUGACCGGCUCCAUCUCACGGCGAGGCGCCCUCUUCGCCUUCCUCGGUCUGAUUGUGGUAUCGAGGCUGGGGCACAUGGCGUACAGCGUGAUCGGGCUGCAGGUGGUGCAGACCGGGAACCCCAUGGCGAAGGCGAAGCUGAUCGGAGCAACGGAGGUCGCCGUCGGCAGCCUUGCGGAGCUUGGUACGAUGGCGGUGGCAAUGGCCGCCAGGGACGUCUCGGGGUUCGGCGCCGUGGCCGUGCUCUCGGCAGCUGCCGUCGCUGCGGCGGCCUGCCUAUACUGUGGUUGGUUGGCCAAUCCCCACAGACGAAGUGAAAAUGCUCUUUCCGCUCUGAUGACUUGCGAAUGAGCUCUCUGUAUUCAAGUAAUCAAAACGAGGAUUUUUACAGGGAACACAAACAUACGAAUCUGCAUAGGUUGCUCUUUGGAUGCUCUACGGAAAUAUUGUGUGAAUAUGGAAACAGAAGGUGCAUACAAGAAAGAAAGGAAAAAUUCAAUAUACUGCUCUCCUUCCUAGAUA
This is a messenger RNA of Brachypodium distachyon (stiff brome), 1979 nucleotides long. Its product is annotated as solute carrier family 40 member 3, chloroplastic. Gene Ontology annotation, molecular function: iron ion transmembrane transporter activity. Gene Ontology annotation, biological process: iron ion transmembrane transport. Gene Ontology annotation, cellular component: membrane. The coding region runs from base 69 to 1808 and encodes 579 amino acids. The record is from RefSeq and is a predicted model, not a curated record. Lineage: Eukaryota; Viridiplantae; Streptophyta; Magnoliopsida; Poales; Poaceae. The transcript has 12 exons.